AUGAGAAGAGAUGCUUUGAGCACCAAGAAAAGGAGCUACGCAUGGGUUUUAUUCCUAAGCUUUAACAAGUUGCGUUUGGAUUUUAUCUUCUUCCUUUAGCAAAUUCCCAACAGCGGCACAGGGAAAGUAGUGAUGGUGGUCGGAGUUGGACGGGCAAUCACUGUGACCGGAGUCGCUGUGGUUGGUAGGCGGGCAAUCAUGAUGGCCAGAGUCACUUUGGCCGGAGUCACUUUGACGGGAGUCACUGAGAUUAGUGACUGACGGCGGCGGUACCGGUGCCGGUGCCGGUGACGACGGUGCGGCGCCGGGGUCGGCGGUCAGAGAAGUGUUGGUGACUUCAAAGUAUGAACUAUUCAAAGUAUGAACUAAUAAAUGUGUGAUUAAAUAUAAGGAAUAAAUGACCUUUAGUCACUUUUUUUGAAAAAAAUAAAACAUGUCACAUUUUUGUCUAUUCCAUUCAUUUUAUUAAUAUUGAAAUAAAAAGACCAAAAUAGAAGUUAUGGAAGGACUUUUAGAUUUAUGGAUGCAACAGGCGGCAAUGCGGGAUAGCGUUGGGUUGAUCAGCUAUUGACUUUGUGCCUCCUGUCCCUGUAAAAAAAUGUCAGUGUAUACACAACACAGGAAAGAACAUCCCGCUUCUGCCUAAUUCUAUGUCAGAAAAUGUCCACUCCUCUCUAUCUAUCGCUUAUAAACUCCGUAUAUUCAAAAAAUCAAAACAGACUAAUGCAUAUCACUAACACCGGUUGGGACCGCCGGAGAUUUAAAACUUCCCGAUGACCCGGCCGGGGAUUUAGUAAUACGGAGCUUUCAUGUGUAAAUAUAUUCCUCUUCUUUAAUUUAUUUGUUUGAUAUAUACAGUUUUCAACAAUUAAUGCAUUUCACCUUCUUCAUUUAGUGCACCCUGGGCUGGUGGAUCCUCACCUGAUCUCUCUUUGUCUGUCUCUCUCCAUAUGCAUAUAAAUGUGUCCUUACGGGAUAGAUAACUGAAUAUUUAUUGCUGGGUAUGUACUAUACGGUGAAACUGUUCAUGAAGAUGGAGAAAGCUGAUUCCUUUUUCAUCGCUUAGGGAUACCCACCACAUACCUUUAUUGUCACUAUUUCUUCUUCAAUCUACAUAACAUCUUUCUUCUCUAUAUUCAAUCUCCACUGCAUAAUCAACGGAAUGCCUUUGACAGAGCGGAAGAAGAGACGAGCAUGAAAGAAAAUCAAUGUGAAAUUUUAUGCAUAAAUGGUGACAAGGAGACAGAUCUAUUUAGUGGCAUGUUUGGAUCAAAUGGUAUCAUACCCGCAGAGUGUGAUCAUGAAGCUUAUGUCACUAAUAAAGAUAAAGACGGAUUCCAAAAGGUUCGAGAACUUGAUCGUGAUGCGCUACUUCUUGAUUGUUCUUUCAAGAGUAUCGAAAAUAAGCUUCAUGUUUUUCCCACAAAGGAUGAUAAAAAGAGUCAGUUUCAUUACAUUGCGCUUAAGACAGAUGAAGAAGAUGCACUUGAUAAAAAUAUGUCUCCUUCAGAUGCUACUGACAAAAGUGUUAUUGAACAUGAGCUGCCUGAAUCAAUUGUGUGUUGCAAAGAUGAAAAGUGUAACCCCAUCAGAGAUAUUUGUGUUGAUGAGGGGGCACACACUGUGGAUAUAGGCGAUGACAUGUCAGGAAGAGAGCCUUUUGGUGAUAAGCUGCUCCUAUUGGAACCAUCAUCAACACAAAAUUCACAAAACUCUCUUGUCAGCUUAAACUGUAAUGGCAGUACAUGUGGAGUGCUGCCUGAUCAGAAGCCUCCGGAAGACAGAAUGUUGCUGGACCAUAAUGCAAUAUCAAAAACUGAUGAAUCUAACAAGAAAGAUGUGCCUGAAUUCCCUGAAACAUGCUUAGUCUACAGCAGCAUGGUGGAAAGCAAGGCUACAACUGACAAGGACACUACAAGUGUUGCUGACAGAAACGAAAAUGAAAAUGGUUGUAGACAACCCCAAGAGUUGCAAGAUGAUGCAGUUGUUAACAGUGAGGUUAAAGCCAAAGUAAACCAUCCAAUUAGUUGCCAACAGGAUAAAUUUGCUGAUGGAGGAGAGGCUAGUUUUUCUGGACUGAGUUCUUUGAUCACUUCUUCUUACGCGGGCUUGAUACCAUACUCUGGCAGCAUUUCUCUCCGGUCGGAUAGCAGUACAACUAGCGCCAGAUCCUUUGCCUUCCCAGUAAUACAGUCAGAGUGGAAUAGCAGCCCUGAGAAAAUGAAAAGAUCAUAUAAGAGAUCCUGGAAGCACAUGAGUUGCUGGCCGCGUCUUCUUUGCUGUAGAUUCUGAAUAAUGACCAUUUCAUUUGUCUAUAUAGGCCUUCUCAACUUAAAUUUUAUUGUUUUACCCUAUCAUGAUGGUUACUUUUUCAGAGAUGUGUUGGCUCUCUUGUAGUUGUAUGUAUGCUUAGUGCAAUAGUGUUGAUGUUAGGGUAUGAAUAUAAGGUUUGUUAUUUAUUUUGUCUUUUUUAAUUUUUCUAGAAUUAGCUCAGAAAUCUUUUUCUGUUGAGAGAGUGAUUAUUUUAUAUUUCCUCGUUUCGCAUGAAGCUUUGGAGAUUUAUGUCAAUGUUUUUUGCGGUA
Cuscuta europaea is the source of this 2582-nucleotide messenger RNA. The record is from the annotation of a GenBank genome assembly. Lineage: Eukaryota; Viridiplantae; Streptophyta; Magnoliopsida; Solanales; Convolvulaceae.